CGCAAUAAAAUGGGUGUGGUUGAAUCGCGAAUAUGUGAUGCUACGUGUUUCUGGUGCAGACCGCACGCUUUCAUGUGGGAUUGAAUAUACAGAGUGAGCGCGCGUUUUUAUUUAAACAUUAUUUAGAAAACCACUGUACUGUUAUUCAUGUUGAAUUCACCCCGCCUCCCGUUCUGGCACGGUGACAUUUGAACUGAUGGGUGGUUUAUGCGCUCCUCCAGAGAGAUAGCCAAGUCGACGUUGGUCACUUUAUUUUAAUUACUCGGACGGGCCACAGGAUCCAUGUCGUCGCAUUUGAUUUGAUUUCAUUUUCCGGACGAGGUCAAAUUAAAACAGAACAGGAAAAACGAAGACGCUUGGGAGGAAAGAGGCGAACAUCCAUCGACACGCUAUAAAGACAACGACGGCGGUUGGCGUAUUUGGACUUAUUUCUCCGUGUUCGGUUCACGUAUACGACACAUCACCUCACACUGGUGGUGUUUUAAACCGCUAAAUUCAUUAAUACAGCGGUGGGAAAGCCUUCGUCUGCUGUAACGUAAACGACAAGCCAGAGGACCGAACGGUGGCUCUUCGUGAUCAUAUCGGUUUGAUGCAUAAAACACGGAGUCGCCGAGGCCUAACCUGAGCACUGGAAACGAAGCACCAGGAAAGAGUCGACACAAUGCAGUCCUAAUAAUACCACCAGACGAAUUCCCUGCGAAUUACUUCCGCCAACUAACUUAUCUACAGCAUUCCGCUCACUUUACGUGGAGCCAAACAAGGAAGAUUAAAGGUAUCUAAGAGCGUGAGAGAGGUCAGAGGACAAAGGUUAAAGGUCAUUUCAAGAUGAGCGAGCUCGAGCAGCUUCGACAGGAGGCUGAGCAACUGCGGAAUCAGAUCAGAGAUGCCAGGAAAGCAUGUGGAGACUCCACACUCACUCAGAUAACGGCAGGACUGGACCCAGUGGGGCGGAUACAGAUGAGGACGAGGCGCACACUACGUGGGCAUCUGGCUAAAAUCUACGCAAUGCAUUGGGGCUCAGACUCCAGGCUUCUUGUUAGUGCCUCGCAGGAUGGAAAACUUAUCGUCUGGGACAGUCACACUACAAACAAGAUUCACGCCAUCCCAUUACGGUCAUCAUGGGUGAUGACAUGUUCAUACGCUCCAUCUGGCAACUUUGUGGCCUGUGGUGGACUGGACAACAUUUGCUCCAUAUACAGCUUAAAGACAAGAGAGGGCAAUGUGAGAGUCAGCCGAGAGCUGCCCGGCCACACUGGUUACCUUUCCUGUUGUCGUUUCAUUGAUGACAAUCAGAUCAUCACCAGUUCAGGAGACACGACCUGCGCUCUGUGGGACAUUGAGACGGGUCAGCAGACCACCGUGUUCUCUGGUCACAGUGGAGAUGUGAUGAGUCUGUCACUGGCUCCAGACUCCCGGACCUUCAUCUCUGGGGCCUGUGAUGCCUCCUGUAAGCUCUGGGACAUCAGAGACAGCAUGUGUAGACAGACCUAUUGGCACGAGUCAGACAUCAAUGCUGUCUGUUUCUUCCCCAGUGGCAGCGCGUUUGCAACAGGUUCGGAUGACGCCACCUGCAGGCUGUUUGACCUGCGUGCGGAUCAAGAGCUGUGUUUGUAUUCCCACGAUAACAUCAUCUGUGGCAUCACCUCUGUGGCCUUCUCUCGAUCCGGCCGCCUGCUGCUUGCCGGCUACGACGACUUCAACUGUAACAUCUGGGAUGCCAUGAAGGGAGACCGAGCAGGAGUGCUGGCUGGACAUGACAAUCGUGUGAGCUGUCUCGGGGUGACAGAUGAUGGAAUGGCUGUGUGUACAGGUUCCUGGGACAGUUUCCUCAAAAUCUGGAACUGACCACACGCACAGCUCAGAUCUUACACAUCCAUCAUACACACUUAUGCACAGUAUCUACUUUACUGUACAUGUGAUGUACACUUACACAGACACACAUGCCUGACAUAUACAAGAACUGUACAUAAUAUAUAUAUUAACUAUUAGUUUACACCAAGUCUUUUCAGUGCCACAUAAUACUAUACAUAUAUUGCGAGUCACACCAUAGGCAAGUUUAGUCCACGAGUUUUAAACAAGAAUGUUUACACGCGCACACUUUUUUUCUUGACUUAAGGUUUGCUGGAUGUAUAAAGUAUGUUGACUCACAACAUGACUCAAAUGUAUUUGGAGGAAUGCGUGCUUAGUGAGUCUCAGAUGAGUGUCGUUUGAGCAUACAAUCCCAAAAAACACACUCAAAAUGUUUGACAUGUUUUUGAUCAUGUUUUCCUCUUCACUCAAACGAAGCCUUCAGUGCUGAUGUUUCCAUCGGUCAUGUAGAGUUUAAAAGAUGAGAGCCAGAGGAAGACUGAAGUUGCCCAUCAGAACAUAUUCAAGCUGAAACGAACCCACUCUAUAUAGUUUGUUUUUAUAAAUGCGUAUGCCAGCAUAUCACAGUAUAUAAGUAAAUAUAUGAUGUGUUUGUCUUCAAUUUUUGUUUCUUUUUGCCAUUUUUAAAUGCUUAUUUUAUUCAUAUUUCCAUGUGUGCCACACCUUGAGAAUAAACAAAACGGAAAAAUAAAA
Messenger RNA from Triplophysa dalaica, 2562 nucleotides. It is a transcript of the gene gnb2, whose product is annotated as guanine nucleotide binding protein (G protein), beta polypeptide 2. Gene Ontology annotation, molecular function: protein binding; signaling receptor complex adaptor activity. Gene Ontology annotation, cellular component: cytoplasm; heterotrimeric G-protein complex. Gene Ontology annotation, biological process: G protein-coupled receptor signaling pathway. Lineage: Eukaryota; Metazoa; Chordata; Actinopteri; Cypriniformes; Nemacheilidae. The record is from RefSeq and is a predicted model, not a curated record.